Messenger RNA from Priapulus caudatus, 2400 nucleotides. RefSeq lists its product as uncharacterized. Bases 362 to 1801 code for a protein of 479 amino acids. Gene Ontology annotation, molecular function: cytokine activity. The record is from RefSeq and is a predicted model, not a curated record. NCBI's taxonomy places the organism in Eukaryota, Metazoa, Priapulida, Priapulimorpha, Priapulimorphida, Priapulidae. The transcript is spliced from 6 exons. Gene Ontology annotation, biological process: SMAD protein signal transduction. Gene Ontology annotation, cellular component: extracellular region.
CGUAGACCAGGCAUAUAAGGCGACCACGGCUGCGCGCGGGCAUACUCGUAAACACAUUCACGCUAAAUCACCGUCUACAAGAAAAGGCUCGUUACACACGCAGGCAGACAUACAUACACAACGGGCACACACGCACAUACUCACCCACACGCAUAUAUACAUAUAUAGAAAGAGAACACAGGAGAGAAGACAGUAACUAAAGGAGCUAAAGAGGGAGAGACACCGAGAGAGAGAGAGAGAGAGAGAGAGAGAGAGAGAGAGAGAGAGAGAGACGCACACAACUGUCGCGGGGCUUGAGGAUUCACGAUCACCGACGACUUUUGUCAGAAUAACUACCGUUCGAGGAUUCUCGCAAUUCACGAUGGUGCAAAACAUUUAUCUCAUCUGGCCGCUCCCGACUGUGGCGAUGACAGUAUUGUUGUUGACAGCGGUCGUUGACACUCGAACACUGCCUGACAACACAGCAGGCGAGGAUGAGGACUUGUCGAUGGCGUAUAACGACACUAAUGACAACAAUACAAUGGGAUCGGACGUGAACGUGACAACCACUUUGGACUACGAAACUCAACGGCUUCUGCAGAUGAGAGAAAGUCAGUAUCGCUUGAAUGAAAGGAAGAAGCAGGAACACCUGCUGUGGAUUCAGGCGGUGAUUCUGCAGCGGCUCGGCAUGAGUCGUAAGCCGAACAUCUCGUCGAGCGCAUUCACGGACGAGGAGCGCACGAGUCUGAUGGACGCCUUCGAGACGAUCUAUCGCACCGGCAACGAGGGCAACGAGAACGUCGGCGAAUUCUACGCGAAGCGCUUCAAGACCAACCCGCCAUCGUGUCUCGCACCGCCGGGAGUCAACUGCGCAAGUGGCGCGACACCGACCCUUACGUCAUGCGCUUGUACUUUCGAUCUCAGCAACCCUCGAGAUACGCCACGACCCGAGGAAAUCGAUUCGAAGGUAUCUUCCGCCACCCUGCGGUUGUACCUGCUGCCGCAAGACGAGUCAUCCCGUAGGGAAACCAGGUCGACGAUCGGACAGCGGCCGCGGAAGAGUCGCAAGGCGCGCAAGACACGCAAGAACCGGAACCGGAACCGCGCCGAAGUUAGAGACCCGAUCGCAGACGCGUCGGCCGACGAGGCGGACGAGUCCGGGCAGGAGAAGAUCCGAAUCAGCAUCAUGCAGUACAUGAUGCCGCUCAACAUACCCAAGCUUAAGCGCUCCAAGAUGGUGCCGGUCGGCGAGAGCGGCUGGGUGAACUUUAACAUCAAGAGCACGGUGCGCGCCUGGGUGCGGCGGCCCGACGACAACCAGGGACUCGAGAUUCACAUCGAGAACAGCCGCGGCGAACCCGUGCCGGCGGCUCGCUUCAUCGCGCCCCUCAACUGCAGCAUUCACAAAGGUUCGCAGGCUUCACAUGUUCUCAGGCGAGUUCAUGUGCAAUCGUCGAACGUCGAAGCUAGCAAUUCGCUCGGCACGGAAACGAACACAGAGGUCCCGCCAGUUGAUCCGUCCCUGCUGAAGGAACACUGUCCCUGGCUGGACAUUGGCACGAUGGACGUCCCGCGGACAACCCGACCCAGUCGCGACCCCUCGAUCGGACGUGAUCUCAGCGAAGCCGCCGGAACACCGGAUGUUGUGCCACGCAACGAAGCAGACGGGGAUGAACCGCCCGACUACCAUCCGGUCGACGAUUACGAACCAAAGCCAAUCGACUUCUCUCAGUUCAUCUCUACGCCCUUCCCCCUCGUCAGUUACCCUGAGCACACGCUGCCUAGUGCCGAAGACGGUUUAGGUGGGGAGCCAGACCGUUAACCUGUGAUCGGUGUGCCGUACAACUGUACUGAGACUUAUACGCUAUCACGCACCACCCGGGAACAGUACUGAAAGCCCUGCAGCUGGUUUCCGGGCUGUCAACGGCACCUGUACAUAUGAUGUGUCUUAAAGCAAGCAGAAAACAUAUCGAGUAUAGGUCCUGGAUGUAAAUAUUAUUUGGGUUUAAUCUACGUAUCGUAUUGCAUCUUGUUUCUAUCGUAAUGAUAAUAUAUUUAUUGCUGUAGGAACUUAGAAAGCGGAAUAACUGGUGAAAAUGUUAAUCACGCGCGCAAGAGAACAACGCGUAGCGUUGAUUAGAGGUGAACGAAGGCGGAUGUCAACGUCAUGGUUCCUACGGGCUGCUUGGGAUCAAGAACAGAAGCUGUUAAACAUCUACAAUUAGUGCAGAUGUUACAUGUAAAUACGAUUAAAAUUCUGCCCUGUGAAACGCUGCAUCAUUAUCAAAACGGAAUGUAGGUAGUAGCACUGACUUUAGCCAUAUCAUACCACUAUUUCAUAAUAACUUGUACAGAUUGAUGUUUCUUUAAAAAAUAAAUGUCACGUCGUAUAAGCAUUAAAACAAAUAUUGGUUCUUUAUA